GAAUUAACAGACUUGCAGCGAGACCCUCCGGCACAGUGCUCAGCUGGCCCUGCAGGGGAAGACAUGUUUUAUUGGCAAGCAACUAUCAUGGGACCUAGCGACAGCCCUUACCAAGGUGGUGUUUUCUUUCUAACGAUUCAGUUCCCCACAGAUUAUCCAUUUAAACCACCAAAGGUUGCCUUUACAACAAAGAUAUAUCAUCCAAAUAUAAAUAGUAAUGGCAGCAUAUGUCUGGAUAUUCUGCGGUCACAAUGGUCUCCAGCUCUAACAAUAUCAAAAGUACUCCUGUCUAUUUGCUCGCUGCUGUGCGAUCCAAACCCCGAUGACCCUUUGGUGCCAGAGAUUGCACACACCUACAAAUCUGACAGGGAAAAGUACAACAGACUGGCUAGAGAGUGGACACAAAAAUACGCCAUGUAAAAGGAAGGGGAGAGAGAAAAAAAAAAACGGGG
Callorhinchus milii (elephant shark) is the source of this 452-nucleotide messenger RNA. Its product is annotated as ubiquitin-conjugating enzyme E2 D4. Gene Ontology annotation, molecular function: ubiquitin conjugating enzyme activity. Gene Ontology annotation, biological process: ubiquitin-dependent protein catabolic process; protein polyubiquitination. The record is from RefSeq and is a predicted model, not a curated record. Gene Ontology annotation, cellular component: nucleus. Lineage: Eukaryota; Metazoa; Chordata; Chondrichthyes; Chimaeriformes; Callorhinchidae.